ACCUAAUUUAUUUAUUCUUUAUUGUUAUGGAGCAGCAACAACAACAACAACCUUUAUUGAGUCCAAAUGUUGCUAAACUUCUUCGCGGGGAAUUAUUGCCUACAGGGCCACCAACUAUUUCAUCGCCAGUUCCCAAGAAAAUCGAUGUAGAGCCGGAACAUUAUAAAGAGCAAAUACAAAUUUGUGUAGCCAAUCCGGGACGUUUUAUGGCGAGUUGGACUCUCUUGGCUUCUUUGUUUAGCGAGGCUAAGCUCUACGAUUAUAUAAAAAAGAGCGAUUGGAGUAAAGAAGAGCUGAAAAAUUUUAAGAUAAGCGAUGAAUUGGAUUAUGGGAAUCAACAAAUGAAUUAAAU
Meloidogyne enterolobii is the source of this 352-nucleotide messenger RNA. Lineage: Eukaryota; Metazoa; Nematoda; Chromadorea; Rhabditida; Meloidogynidae. The record is from the annotation of a GenBank genome assembly.